GUGCUAAAGCAAAGUAUGCCACUUCAUGUGGAUCCUCGAAAACACGAACUUCUAGAAGCACGGAUUCAAGGUUCUAACCACUUCAAUCGAGCCAAUACUAGCACAGACUCUAGAAGCGAGCUAGGUUCUUCUGGCCACUUGCAAUGUACAACAGAAGAUAGUUCGGAAACUGCUGACGCCACGCCUGUCCUGGGAAAGUUAGAUCCUUCAAGCCCAGCUGGUGGGACCGGCUGCGAUAACGACAAUGGACUAUCCUGUAUUGUUGAUCCGUCUUUGGCCUCUGAUCGAAUACCUAUCGUCGAUCAGACUAUAGGUUCCACUUUUGUUCCUGAGCAAGGGAAAGAUAUUCGAGAGUCCACUGACCAUCUCGGUCUACAGCUACUACCAAACUCAGACGCGAAAACACCUUUAGACCAAAUUCACGUUCCCACAACACCUAAACGUUCUAUCUCUGGGAUGGACUCUUACAGUGACCUGGCCGGAGUAGGUUGUGCCGGAUGUAUUGAUGAUUUAAACUCUCCUGUUGGUAUGGACUCCCGUGUUAAUGAGUUGGCCAAUAAUACAGCUGGUCAUUCCUGCAUACAGCCUGUCCAUAUGACAUCUCCGCAGUACGUACAUUACACCUCUCGGUCUAAUUCCGAACAAAUGCAAUUACUGACUGGUUCGAGUAACAGUCCAACCAAGUCCAAUCCUGGAGCGAGUGAUAGAUCCGCUGCCGUUAUCUCUGGACCACAGUUGUUGGUGCCUCCUAUUUCUAGCGGGUAUUUUGCAGCAGAUCAAAGCUGCUCUCCAUCUGUACGAUCGAACAACCUCUCGUUUGUCGGUACUCCUGAUCCACAAGCUCCGAAAGGCAGUGGGAAGAAACGGAGACGACCUGUUACGUUCGAAGACACACCCGGUCAGCGGUCACGAAAGUCUACAUGCCAGGAUCGUGGUUCUAAACGGAUUGACGAACUUUUCAAGUCUCCAACUACUGAACAUUCUAUGGAUCCAUUAAACUUGCCCAAUCCUGGCUACAUCCCAUCGCUAAACGAAGCGAUCAGCACUAGCUGUGGCAGUGUUGAUCAUGGUCUACACGCCCUCAACACUACCCCUAUGACCUUUCAACUUUCGCCUGUCAGACCGAACAAUGCUACCAGUCUAAGUGAUAGUUCAGGCGAGAUCCCAGUCUGCUUGAGCAACCCAAACAGCAUAAAUCCCGCAGUAUCCUCCAUCCCUCCUAGCACUGCGGUCGUUGCCACCUCAUUGCCACCCACGUUCGUAUCUUCUAGUAAUAACCGUGUUCCCGCUAUUGGCACGUCCUGUGGCUCCUUCGUGAGUCAGGUUCCAUUUUACCCCCAUCCCCCUUCGAACAGCCUCGGGACUGCUCCGGCUGUUUCAUCCUCUAACUUUCCCAUCUCGUCAAACUCCACUCAGUGCGCUUGCAAAUCAUCUUAUCGAUCACACACUGCUGUUCAGACAGAAGAUUUGCUCCCGUUCCCCCACUCCUCAGAGUGUACUGAUGAUUCCGUUGUAUCUGUCACUACUUCCCCGGUUAAAGCAAGUUUGGUUCCCGGUGCACCAGCCUCCACGAUGAACGCGACCAUAGAGACUCUGCAACGAAAAAUGGCUGAUCUGGAACAUGAGUUGACCUUCCAGCGUGAGACUGUGGCUAAGUUACAGGAAAGCGGUUUGCGUUCCCGAGAAGUCAUACGCGAGCUUCUCAUCGACAAGAGUACACUGGAACGCAAGACAACCCGGCAGAAGGUGAUGGAGGAUCGACUACGUCUUGGCCAGUUCAUCACACAACGACAGGGCGCACAUUUUGAGGAAAAAUGGGUGGAAGGAUCGCGUUUCAGGGAGCUCGAACAGCGACGCAAAAAUAUCGAGCUUGUCCGGGAAGAAAUUGAACGAAAGAAGAAACAGUGGAACAAACGAAAACCGACGAUAGGCGAUGGAAAGAAGAACCCCAAAUCUAGGGGCGAUGAAGUUUCCGUAGAUGAAUUUUACGAACAAUUGGAGAUCUAUGAUUUACGAAAGCAAAUGCUCGUCAAAGAGGAUAAAGAGAUUCAACUUGAACUGGAACGUCUUGACCGAGAGCGGAAUCUGCAUAUACGUGAGAUCAAACGCAUUGCGAACGAGGACGCAUCCCGUUUCAAGGACCAUCCACUUCUGAACGAACGAUACCUGCUCCUCAAUCUGCUUGGGAAGGGUGGCUUCUCCGAGGUCCAUAAGGGAUUCGACCUCGUCGAGAAUCGGUAUGUCGCCUGCAAAGUACAUCAGUUGAACCCUGCUUGGCCAAAGGAUAAGAAAGAUAAUUAUAUCAAACAUGCCUUGCGCGAAAUAAAUAUUCACAAAACCCUGAAUCAUCCCCGGAUCGUCAAGGUUUUUGAUGUGUUCGAUAUCGACCACGAUGCUUUUUGCACCGUUUUGGAGUACAGUGAGGGCAACGAUCUGGAUUUCUUCCUGAAGCAGAACAAAAGUAUACCGGAGCGGGAAGCCAAGUCUAUUAUAUGCCAAGUUGUUUCAGCAUUGAAAUACUUGAACGAAAGGAAACCCCCUGUGAUCCACUACGAUUUGAAACCAGGCAAUAUUCUGCUUGGUUCUGGGCAAGUUGCUGGGGAGAUUAAGAUCACAGAUUUUGGACUAAGCAAACUGAUGACCGAGGAUGAGUAUAAUCCGGAGACUGGCAUGGAUCUAACGUCUCAGGGAGCUGGAACAUACUGGUAUCUUCCCCCGGAAUGUUUCGAAACCGGUCGGGAGCCACCCAAGAUCUCAUCCAAAGUAGAUAUCUGGUCCGUUGGCGUCAUAUUUUUCCAGUGUCUCUUCGGAAAGAAGCCUUUUGGACAUAAUAUGUCGCAAGCUGAUAUCCUCCACGAGAACACAAUUUUACAUGCUCGGAACAUUGUGUUUCCUUCGACUACAAAAGUUAGCGAUGGUGCAAAAGAAUUCAUCCGCAAAUGUUGUACCUACCGAAAGGAGCUCCGACCGGAUGUCUUUCAGUUGUGUAAUGAUGACUAUCUGAAACCAAAAGCUCAGUUAAAGCACAAUCUGGACACUUCUACUUUACCUGGACCUGUUGGCAACCCCCCGACGUCGUGUCUGUUAUCUUCAUACUCCUCGGGGAACUUGGCCUCGUUGACCCCUUCCUCUCCAAAUCAACAGAUGCUCUCGCCCUUUCCCCUGAACCAGAACCCGCAACAACAACAGAUGCAACAAGCCCUGGCGUGUCCAUCUUUACAACCUCUCACACUCCCUCCCAACUGAUCUGCGCCACAACCGUUGCCUUUGUCCAGCCCAUUCCAUUGCUACUGUGGCUCCCCAUGCUGAUACUUUCCUACAUGGACGCGUUCGGUCCACAAACGCAACUGCCUGUCUUGUUGGAGAAUGAGGGAAAAGUUGUCACCGUCAUUCUCAUAUCCUAUUGCUCACCCAUGUUGGCCGUCCUCGGGUGAGUACUCAGAGUGGUUGUCUCUUCAAAGACCGUCAUGAAGAUUUGUGACAAUCAGCUUCUGUACGAGCAGUCAGCCUCCGAUGUAUAUUCUCCUCAAUAUUGGUUGCAUUCCGAUUGAGGGCAAACGUGUCUUUUUUCAGCUUUUCUUACGUGAACCACUGUCGCGUGGUUCCUGGUGUUUUCUUGCUCCUCAUUGUGUAUAAUAGAACUUAAACUUGUCUUCAUUCCCCCCUAAUUCCGGCGAACAAAAGUCUCAUCUUGCGGAGACUUCAGUUCUCCGGUUUGUGAGAUGAUGUGCCACGUCAAUUUUUUUAAAAUCCUUCUGUUCGUGGUCUGCUGCAUUUGCGUCCAUAUCAAAUCCAACUAGUUUUAUUCUGGUCGCCAGCAUGUGAAAUCUAGCCCGUUGACAACGACGACGCACUGGCCUUCCCACCUCCCCCCUCAACAGCAAUCACAUUAAUUCUACUCCGUAGACACUUUCCGGCUGGUUAGUGUAUUGUCCCUCCCCUUGGCAACAUUCUGUGCUCUUCCGCUCAGAGCAGCGAUCUGCUUCAAGAAUACACGACUUUGCGUAUUCUUUAUUGUCUUUCUCACAGUUUCCCUUCCGUUUGUUUGUCCUGAUCCGACUCACCCAUUCACGUGUAGGUCAAUUUUGG
Molecule: messenger RNA, 4089 nt
Organism: Opisthorchis viverrini
Lineage: Eukaryota; Metazoa; Platyhelminthes; Trematoda; Opisthorchiida; Opisthorchiidae
Exons: 12
Coding region: 16-3246 (1076 amino acids)
Biological process (GO): intracellular signal transduction; chromosome segregation; peptidyl-serine phosphorylation
Cellular component (GO): nucleus
Molecular function (GO): ATP binding; protein serine/threonine kinase activity
Source: RefSeq, a predicted model, not a curated record